UUACCGGAUGAGGGGAGGGCAGACACAAAGAAAAGGGGAGAAUGGAAGAGCCGAGAGAAAGAGAAACAUGGCGCACACACAUGGAUAGUAGUGAGGGAAAAUGAUCGAUGACCUCGGUUGUCAUCAUCACCGCCCAUCAUCAUACCCGCACUUUAGUCGUCAACGAUCCAUCCCGGCCGCACCGGUGACCUAUUUCCAACCCAAUAGAACCCUCUCAACAAUAAGACCAAAGACCACUGGUUUCGUCAGCUUCCAUAGAACAUUCAUAACCAGUAGAGGACAGCGCAACCCGUGGUGGCCUGUGACGAGUAGACGGAACCGCAUGACGACCAGAUGCCCAAGAGGAGGACUGUGCGCCGCGUCAACUUUCCUCUGUACCAGUCUGCCUGCUUCGCUCACAUCUCGUCGGCUCCUCCGUCGCUCCCGCUACUGCGGCCGGAGUUCAAGGAGAUGGCCGUCUGCUCAGUAACCCUGCUCCACGGUUCCGACUAACCGCUGACGUUCAAGUGCCCAGUUGAU
Molecule: messenger RNA, 519 nt
Organism: Aspergillus neoniger CBS 115656
Lineage: Eukaryota; Fungi; Ascomycota; Eurotiomycetes; Eurotiales; Aspergillaceae
Exons: 1
Coding region: 101-469 (122 amino acids)
Source: RefSeq, a predicted model, not a curated record